Messenger RNA from Onychostoma macrolepis, 2161 nucleotides. RefSeq names its product legumain-like. NCBI's taxonomy places the organism in Eukaryota, Metazoa, Chordata, Actinopteri, Cypriniformes, Cyprinidae. The coding region runs from base 130 to 1338 and encodes 402 amino acids. Gene Ontology annotation, biological process: vacuolar protein processing. The record is from RefSeq and is a predicted model, not a curated record. Gene Ontology annotation, molecular function: cysteine-type endopeptidase activity. The transcript has 13 exons.
CAAUGAUGUUCGAAAUGAUAAGUACAGCUGGCAACGAAAGGAUCAUCUGACAGUCCGUACAGACUUUGCUCUUAAGAUGGCGGCAGCAAAAGGAAAUCAUUGGGUUAUGCUUGUAGCUGGUUCAAUGACAUGGAAAAUUACAGGCACCAGGCUGAUGUGUGUCACGCCUAUCAGAUCGUACAUCAGAAUGGGAUUCCUGACGAGCAGAUCGUGGUGAUGAUGUAUGAUGACAUUGCUAAUAAUAAUAAAAACCCUCAUCCUGGAAAAAUUAUCAAUAAACCAAACGGACUGGAUGUGUAUCCAGGGGUUCCAAAAGAUUACACUGGAGAGGAUGUAACACCUCAAAACUUCCUGGCUGCUCUCAAAGGAGACAGACGUGCUAUGAAAAAGAGAAAUCCAAAAGUCAUUACAAGUGGAGGAAAUGACACAAUAUUCAUCUAUCUGACAGAUCAUGGUGGUUCAGGCAUAUUUUGUUUUCCUAACGACAUUCUUCAUGCCAGUGAUCUCAUUGAAACAAUCAAGGAAAUGGCAAGAAAUAACAAGUUCGCAAAGAUGGUGAUAUACAUGGAAUCCUGUCAUUCCGGAUCGAUGUUCACCAAACUUCCCAACAACGUUCAUGUGUACGCUGUGACUGCAGCAAGAGCAGAUGAGGCCAGUUAUGCCUGUUAUUUUGACUCUGAGAGGGAGACCUUUCUCUCUGAUGAAUUCUCAGCUCAUUGGAUGUACUACACGGAAACGAAUGACCUUGAUAAUAAAACAUUCGGGGAUCAGUUUGGUUAUCUUCAGGAAAUGAUGAUGUCGUCUCACUCCUGCCGUUUUGGGGACAUGACAAUGGGUGGACAUCCGAUCAGUGAGUUUGUGAAUAACACCCCUCAAAGAGUUCGGAGCGAGACAAGAGCUUUGGGGUUUGCACCAACUCAUUUGACCUCUAACCAUGACGUGCCAUUCAAAAUCUUGGAGCACCGAAUUAAAACAGAAACUGAUGCAGGCAGGAAACAACAUCUGAAAAGAAAAUAUGAAGCACUUCAUAAGACUAAAGCUAAAAUUGAUGGAGACGUUGAAGCUAUCAGUAAGCACUUUAAAUGUGAUGAUUUGGAUGAAGAUUAUUCUAAGAUGGAUUUACAUGCAUUCAAAACUGUAGCUGAGCAUUUCAGGGCAACCUGUUUUGACUGGCACAAGGAAGAGUGUUUCACACAGUUUCAUAUCGCCUUGCCACACAUGCAUGCAUUUGCUCGUCUUUGUGCAUGUGGAGUUGAAUCAGAGAGGAUCAUCGAGGUCAUAACAAAAGUCUCCAGGAAAAGCUCAAGGAAACUCCAGCAAGGAUAUAAACAUCCUUAAGAGCUUAUGAAAUUUAGAUCAGUCUCAUCCUUACAUGUGAAACUAUUGAAAUUUGCUCGCAGAUAAUAACUUUGGUUAAAAGUAGAAAGUACAAUCUUUUUUUUUCGCCUAAAUUGAGUUAUUCACAUAUUCUUAUUCAGUUUAUUUACACUGUGAUGUUUUUUCUUCAUGCUGUUCAUUUUGGGACUUGUUUUAGAAAACAAAAAGCUUCAAACUACAAAGUCAAAUGAAAUGCAUAAACUUUGAAGCUCAAUAUCUCAAAACUGAUGCAGAUGAGAAUGCAGAUUUUGGAUUUCAGAAGUGUUCUUCUAUAUAAAUUAUGUCCUUCAAAGUGAUUCUGUCUGCCAGUUCUGGUUUAAGGGAUGGUUCACCCAAAAAAAAUUAUUCUUUUAUUUCUCAAAAAGUCAUGUUUUGAACCAUGUGAGGGUGAAUAAAUGGUGACUUUUAUUUUGGUAUAUUCCUUGAAGGCACAAAAAUGUGACAGACAAUUCCCAUAGCAGUGCAUAUUUGAUCAGGAUGUUUGGCUAUGCUUCAACAAUAGGAAUUACUAAUAAUUAAACUAUCCUUAGCUUACUCGAUAAACAGUGUUGGGCAAGCUACUUGGAAAAUGUAGUGAGCUAAGCUAACAGUUACUCUUCUUUAAAUGAAGCUUAACUACACUAAAGCUACAGCCCUGGGAAAUGUAGCAAGCUAAGCUACGGCAACAUGGCAAAAGUAGUUUACUACAUCUAAGAUAUUUUUAAAAAAUUCAUUUUUAUAUUGAACCAACAUCAUACCAAGUCAAUGCUCUCUCAGUGAUCAAUAAAAUCUGACAUUAUCAAGA